Molecule: messenger RNA, 397 nt
Organism: Staurois parvus
Lineage: Eukaryota; Metazoa; Chordata; Amphibia; Anura; Ranidae
Source: the annotation of a GenBank genome assembly
GAACGGGCCAUCCCCAACCUGUUCCUAACUGUUGGGAGCAUGAAAUUGUCCAAAAUUUCUUGUUAUGCUGACACCGUAAGAGUUCCCUUUGCUGGAGCUAAGCGACUUUGCAUACAGUUGGCAACUUUUGUGCACUGUGCUCUUCAGCAUGCGCUGACCCCUCUCUGUCAUUUUACGUGGCCUACCACUUACUUAUUGGCUGAGUUGCUGUUGUUCCCAGUUGCUUCCACAUUGUUAUAAUACCACUAACAGUUGAGUGUGGAAUAUUUAUUAGGAAGGAAAUUUCACGGAUGGACUUAUUACACAGGUGGCAACCUAUCACAGUAUCACACUUGAAUUCACUGAGCUCCUGAGAGCGACCCAUUCUUUCACAAAUGUUUGUAGAAGCAGUGUGCAU